GUUUUGAGCCAGCUCUAGUUUUGUGAUUGUGUCAAAAUAAAAUACAGGGUUUUUUGUUGCAUUUGCAAUUAAAUCCGAUAAUAUCUGGCAUCAGGCGUGGAGUUAUGCGCGAGACGUCGUCGAAAGCGAGCAGCCAGCCGAGCGGCCACACGUGUAUGUGUUUCACUGGCGUUGGCAUUCGUUAUUAAUUCAAUCAGCCAGCCGCCAACAGCUGAGCGAGCGAAAGAGAAAUUGAGGGAGAGAGAAAGAGAGAUAGUUAACCGAUACAGGCCACUUCCACUUCCAACCGGAGCAGCGCAGUCGGCGGCGGCAGCAGCGCAGCAGCAGCGCAGUCGGCGUCACUUGAUUACCCCUCGCUGAUUCAGCAGCGCCGGCAAGAUUUCACUGGAUCUAAUGGCCAAGGACGAGGAGGAUGAUCUGCUGCCCGACAAGGAUGCGGCCAAGGGUUUCUAUGCCAAAUACGAGCCCAAGGAGAUUCUGGGCAGGGGCAUCAGUUCGACCGUCAGGCGCUGCAUCGAGAAGGAGACGGGCAAGGAGUUCGCCGCCAAGAUCAUCGACCUGGGCGCCACCACAGAGGCUGGCGAGACGAAUCCAUAUCACAUGCUCGAAGCAACCCGACAAGAAAUCUCAAUACUGCGCCAGGUCAUGGGGCAUCCCUACAUAAUUGAUCUGCAGGACGUGUUUGAGUCAGAUGCAUUUGUUUUCCUCGUAUUUGAGCUGUGUCCCAAGGGCGAGCUCUUCGACUAUCUGACCUCUGUAGUGACGCUGUCCGAAAAGAAGACGCGCACCAUUAUGCGUCAGAUCUUCGAGGGCGUCGAGUACAUACACGCCAAGAAUAUCGUACAUCGCGACCUCAAGCCCGAGAACAUCUUGCUCGACGAGAAUCACAACGUGAAGAUCACGGACUUUGGCUUCGCCAGGCAACUGCAGGAGGGCGAGAAACUUACAGAUCUGUGUGGAACGCCGGGCUAUUUGGCGCCGGAAACGCUUAAGUGCAACAUGUUUGAGGGAUCCCCCGGCUAUUCCCAGGAAGUGGACAUAUGGGCCUGUGGCGUGAUUAUGUUUACGCUGCUCGUCGGUUGUCCACCAUUUUGGCACCGCAAGCAGAUGGUAAUGCUGCGGAAUAUCAUGGAGGGCAAGUACAGCUUCACCUCGCCCGAGUGGGCUGAUAUUUCAGAGGAUCCCAAGGAUCUGAUACGCAAAUGUCUAGUCGUUGAUCCUGCGCAACGUAUCACCGUCACGGAAGUAUUAAGACAUCCAUUCUUCAACCAAAUGGUGCUUAUGGGUGACCGCCGGCAACCGCCCGCCCCGCCCAUCAGGUACCAGCACCAGCACCACCACCAGCACCUCCUUGCCCCCGAGGCCUCGUCAUCGUACCGCUUUGGGCGGCCGAACAGCAGCGCUGGCUACCUGUACUGUGCGCCACAGAGCUCCUACUCAUCGAACCGAAUGCGCAACGGUCCGCUGGAUGAUGCAGCUGCUGCCGCCUCCUCGAACUUGGACUUGGGCGCCACAUGCUCCUCCUCCUCCACCACCUCCACAUCCACAUCCACCUCCGUCUCAGCCUCCGCAUACAAAACACUAACGGCGACGGUCUACUAUCAGCAGCAACCGCAGCAGCAGCAGCAGCAACAGCAGCAGCAACAGCAGCAACUGCAAUCGCAGGAGCAGCAGCACCAGCAGCAAUAUCAGCAACAACAGACGACAACGCUGCCGGUGCAAUUGUUGCAUCCACAAUUGCAGCCAGGUGGCAAUGGCGAUAGCGGUGGCAAGCAAGCGGUGUAUGCUCCUACAGGUCCCACAGUGCAGCUGCGCAAACAGAGCCGCUUCAACGCGCGCAAAAAGUUCCAAUUCGCCAUACUCGUGAUACGGGCCGUCAUCCGGAUACGGCGCCUGCGCUACACCGCCGAGCCGCUGCACGUUGAGGAGGCCAUCCGGGAUCCGUAUCGCGUCAAGGUGCUGCGCAAGGUCAUCGAUGGCUGUGCCUUCCGUGUCUACGGGCACUGGGUCAAGAAGGGCGAGGGCCAGAACCGCGCCGCCCUCUUCGAGAAUACUCCACGCACCGAGCUGCACGCGCUCUACAUCAACAAUCUCAGCCGAUAGGAGGCGGCCGGGCGACGGGGCGUGGUCGCUGAGCUGCAUAAGCACAUAUAAAACACACAAAAAGAAUAAAAAACGAAACUCCAAAAAAAGAAAAUAUACACAAAAACAAACAAAAAGAAAAAGAAAAAGAAAAACCAAUCAAGCAACCAACAAACAAACGAAUUAGCUAAAGUUACUAAGAAAAACAGGAAAUUGCGAUUGCAAAAGGAGAGACACCAAAAAGGAUACUAGGCUACUAGCUACUAGCGAUUCGAAUUCGACUUCGAAUUCGCCUCGUUCUGCGUUUAUGGGUUUUUCGGCCGCAGACAAACUAGAGAGCACACACACACACACACACACACUCGCAGGUGUACAUAUGCAUAGUUAUACCUAUAACCUCUUCCUGUCUUUUUCGUCCUUGUGAUUUUUUUCUUAAAUAAUUUUUAUUGGAUUUAAUUUUGUUUUUGCUCUCCAUAUGCCAGCCAUCUAGGGUAAUCAGUUAGUGUAGUUAGUGCGACGGGCGACUGGCCAUACACCCAUGUACAGUGAUGAUGUAUUA
This is a messenger RNA of Drosophila elegans, 2641 nucleotides long. It is a transcript of the gene PhKgamma, whose product is annotated as phosphorylase b kinase gamma catalytic chain, skeletal muscle/heart isoform. Gene Ontology annotation, biological process: protein phosphorylation; glycogen biosynthetic process; mitotic DNA damage checkpoint signaling. Bases 394 to 2103 code for a protein of 569 amino acids. NCBI's taxonomy places the organism in Eukaryota, Metazoa, Arthropoda, Insecta, Diptera, Drosophilidae. Gene Ontology annotation, cellular component: nucleus; cytoplasm; phosphorylase kinase complex. Gene Ontology annotation, molecular function: calmodulin binding; ATP binding; phosphorylase kinase activity. The record is from RefSeq and is a predicted model, not a curated record. The transcript has 11 exons.